Molecule: messenger RNA, 709 nt
Organism: Coffea eugenioides
Lineage: Eukaryota; Viridiplantae; Streptophyta; Magnoliopsida; Gentianales; Rubiaceae
Exons: 1
Coding region: 107-412 (101 amino acids)
Source: RefSeq, a predicted model, not a curated record
UAUUCCGAGCCAAUUGACUCCGGAAUCCAAACCGAAAACGAAAACACCAAAAACUAUUUCUAAGUUCUAACCAAGAAAAGAAGAUCCCAAAAUUCAGAAGAAGGAAAUGGAGUUCAAAAAGCCCAGUUUCCCUUUUUUCUUCAAGAGGCUGAAUAAAAAGAGCAGGGGCAGACGUCGUGGUGGUGGUGGUGGUGGUGGUGGUGAUGGUGGUGGAGGUGCUAGUGGCGGCCCUGGUGGUUCAGGGAGGUGGAGUUCCAAGAGUCUCUCAACUGGGCUACGGUGGAAAAGGAGGUUCACUUUGCACUUGUGGUUUGUUGACGUGAUUCUUUUCAAGAUUGUGUCUUUUUUUGAGGCUGUGGUUUUGGUCGGAACUCUCUGUUUCUUCUACCUCUGCUGCGGCUGUCAUAUCUGAUCAUUGAUCGUCAGAUCAUCACCUUCAACACUUCUUUUCCUUUCUGUAUCCAGAUUUCUUGGAAAUCGCAGUAAAAAGAAAGUUUUAUUCCUGUAAAUUUGCGGCCCUCUUUUGUAUUACUAUCUUCUAUUACUGGCUGAGUUUUAAACAAGGUUAGCAAUGGUGGAGAUUUGGACUAUUGACUAGCUUCUUUUUUUCUUUUUUUUUGGUUAAUGGAACUGCCCUGUACAAUUAAUUUUUUCCUUGAUUAAAGUCUAUUGUUUUUGGCUGACGGAAGAAUGCCAAUUCCCCUUUCAA